Hirundo rustica (Barn swallow) is the source of this 1746-nucleotide messenger RNA. It is a transcript of the gene ERICH6, whose product is annotated as glutamate rich 6. The coding region runs from base 1 to 1746 and encodes 581 amino acids. The record is from RefSeq and is a predicted model, not a curated record. Lineage: Eukaryota; Metazoa; Chordata; Aves; Passeriformes; Hirundinidae. The transcript has 8 exons.
AUGGAGGGGCCGGGCCGGGCCGCGGAGCCCAGCGGAGGGGCGGACGAUGGGGCGGGCGAGCCCCGCUGGCCCCAGCCCCCCGAGGAGAGCACAGACCGCCCGGCAGAGCCGCGGUGCGAGACACCUCCGGCCGGCCCGCAGCCGACCCCCACGGGCCUGCCCACCCUCCUGGCCUACAGACCCGGGUCCUCACAGGCUAACGUACAGCACCAGGCAGAGGAGAAUGCUGAGCCAACAUGCGAAUGCUGUGGCAACCUGCAGAGGCCGUUCCCCUUCUCCGAGGAUGUCCCUCUCUCCGAAGAGCAGGAAGACAGAUUCUGCUGCGAGCGCAGCCGAGAGCUCUGUGAGUUCAUAAUGGUGAGGAAGAGGCUCGAGGAUGCCAGCAGCCUUCCCAGAGCUAUCAGCUCAGAAUCCAUCGGCUCUGAAGCCAACCUGCUGCUGUCAAAGGAGAAAGAGAACUGGAGGCAGAAGAGACUCCUGAUUACAGAGUUGGCUGACCAGUCUUUACAGACGAGUGCCACUGAAGGUGGGACACCAGUGCUUGUUCUGAGUGCAGCCGAGCCCGAGCUGGAGCCCCGGCUUGAGAAGGAGCCCAAGCCAGAGCUCUGGCUUGAGGAGGAGCCCAAGAAGCAGCCCCAGCCUGAGAAGCCUGAGCCGGAGCCCCAGCCUGAGGAAAAGCCCAAGAAGGAGUCCUGGCCCAAGGAGGAGCCUGAGCCAGAGCCCUGGCUCGAGAAGGAGCCUGAGCCAGAGCUCUGGCCUGAGGAAGAGCCUGAGGAGCCCCAGCCUGAGGAGAAGCCCAAGCCGGAGCCCCAGCCUGAGGAAAAGUUCAAGGAGCUGUGGCCUGAGGAGGAGCUGGAGCUGGAGCACAGGCCCAAGAAGGAGCCCGGGCCUGAGCCAAAGCCCAGGCCCAAGGAGGAGCCCGGUCCCAAGUCCCGGCCCGAAGAGGAGCCCGAGCACAAGGAGCCCAUGUUCCGCAGCGCCCUCGGCUACGAUUUCAGUCUUCUGGGGAAGAAGGUGGGGAAGGCUAAAUUGGUGCAGAAGUACUACAAAAAUGGAAAGAAAUUCCUUACCAUGCUCCCAGACGGAACCUCGCAGUUAUUCUAUCCAUCUGGAAACCUGGCCAUCAUCAUUACACGAGAGAGAGACCAGCAUAGUCUCAUAGUACAGGAAGAUGAACUGAAGACAACCAAAAUCCGAGCACUGUUUCAGUCUGAUGGCAGGAGCACAUGCUAUUACCGGAACGGAGAUGAGUGGAUAAAUAUGAGUAUCCAGGGUGGGCAGUAUUUGGACCAAGCAGGCAACAGGGUGAGAAGGUGGAUGUGGACAAACUUGUCACCAGAACCCCACGUCCCACUGAGCCCCAUUUUCAUCUCCCUGAACUGCCACGUGGGGGUCAGGAUCCUGGCCCAAGACAAGAUCUUCGUCUCCUUCCUCGCCAUGGGGCGACAAGCAAAAUUCAACAUGGGAACCAAAGUGCAGGUCAGCGCCUCUGGCCAGCUGUCUCCUCCAGCCCAGCUGGGUGAGGAUGAGCUCCUGCUGCUUGCCUUCCGCGUGAGGAUCCUGCAACUCUUUGACAGGAUGCGGGGAUGCCUCAACUUCCCUUCCAGUGAGCAGUGGAACAAAAUACAGCCCCCCAUGUACCUCAUGACCCAGGCUGUGAAGAUCCUGGAGCUCUGCAUGGCUGCUGACAUAAGUGAUGAGCUGCGCAGCUCCAUCAAGGCGAUAGUAAACGCACAGCAGCUCUGA